GGCCGUCAUGGUCACGUCGGCCAUCAAGAACCUGAAGGAGAAAAAGGGAUCGUCGUUGCCCGCCAUCAAGAAAUACUUGGCCGCCAACUACAAGGUGGACGCUGCCAAAUUGGCUCCGUUCAUCAGGAAAUUCCUGAAGGCCGCCGUCGCCAAGGGUACGCUGGUGCAGACCAACGGAUCCGGUGCUUCCGGGCAUUUCAAAUUGGCAGCCGAAGCCAAGGCCGUGAAGAAAGCGGUGCCCAAGAAGAAGCCGGCAGCCAAAAAAACCGCCCCGGGAACGCCCGGCAAAAAGAGGAAGUCCGCGCCCAAGAAAGCCAAGUCCUCCUCCGAACCGGCCGCCAAGAAAGCCAAGACCGCGUCCGCUGUCAAACCCAAAGCGGCCAAGCCGACGAAGUCCCCGGCCAAGGCGAAGAAAGCGCCAGCCACCAAGGCCAAGCCUCCAAAGGCAAAAAAGACUCCGGUCAAGAAGCUCCCCCACAACACAUCAAACAGCCUGACCCGUCUCCAGAUCUCCAGGUAA
This is a messenger RNA of Daktulosphaira vitifoliae (grape phylloxera), 520 nucleotides long. RefSeq names its product histone H1A, sperm-like. The record is from RefSeq and is a predicted model, not a curated record. Gene Ontology annotation, molecular function: nucleosomal DNA binding; double-stranded DNA binding; structural constituent of chromatin. The transcript has 2 exons. Gene Ontology annotation, biological process: chromosome condensation; negative regulation of DNA recombination; nucleosome assembly. Gene Ontology annotation, cellular component: nucleus; nucleosome. Lineage: Eukaryota; Metazoa; Arthropoda; Insecta; Hemiptera; Phylloxeridae. Bases 8 to 520 code for a protein of 170 amino acids.